AUGGCACCUCGAGGGAGACCCAGGCGAAUAGUUCAAAUCCCUCCUCCUGAUCCUAUUGUUGCAGCUAUAGCAACAUUGCAGCAGACCCUGAAUGAAACCAGGGAAGCUGAUUUGAAAAGAAUCGAAGAGGCCAGAGAUCGCGAUAGAGAGCAGCUAAGAAAGGCCAGUGAAGACCUUAUGGCGCAGAAUAGGCUGGCCAAUGCUGAGAUGAUCCGACUACUGUUGACAGAGGUACGAGGAGGACCUCCACCACCUUCACCACCUCCUCCACCGCCAGUUACACCACAUGUGCAGCAGCAGGUUGCACGUGCUGCUGGUCCCGUACAGAUUCUUGAGCCUGUUGUGCUGGGACAUGAAGGGUCAGGAGAGGCCCAUCAGGAGGCGGAGGCAUCUGUCCAUGAAGGACUAGUGAGGCAGCCAAUUAUUGAGGUUGAUAGAUCAGCUAUACCACCCAGGUUUGACCGGGAUACUAGAGAGCGUAUGCUGAAUGCUUUCAGGAAGCAUUCCCCACCUCACUACAAAGGUGGAAGAGAUCCCAUUGCAGCAUUGGAGUGGCUCCAAGAGAUGGAGCGUAUUUUUCAGGUUAUGGAAUGCGAUGCCAACAUGAAGCUCCUAUAUGCGGUGUACAUGUUACAGGGGGAUGCUGCUGACUGGUGGAGUAAUGUUAGAAACCCACUUGAGUGCCAAGGUUAUGCUAUUACUUGGCCAUUAUUUGAGAGGCAUUUUCUGCAAAAGUACUUCCCUGAAGAAGCCAGGGAAAGGAAGAAGAGUGAGUUUGAAGACCUCCGGCAGGGAGGCAUGACUGUGGAUGAAUAUCUCAGCAAGUUCAACCGCUUGGCAAAAUAUUCUUGUUAUGGUAGAACUCCCCUCACUCCAGAAGACAAGGCCUUUCGAUUCAGGAAGGGUCUGAAUGAUAUGAUAGCAGACAAACUGGCGGGUCAUUGCACCAGAAAUUUUGUGGAGUUGAUCAAGCAGUGCCAGAAUAUUCAGGAGCACUAUCGUACCAGGGGAAAGGAAGCAGCAGGAAAGAGCUUCAGUGGGAGGACUACGCCCUGGAAGGGUAAGGGCAAGGGUUUGCAAGCACAGCAGAACACCAAGUUUAAGAAGACUCCCUUUGUGAAGAAUGGAAGCGGAAUGUUUAGUGCAGGGAAGAUUCCCACUUGUGCCAAGUGUGGGAAGAUGCAUACAGGUGUUUGUCGACUGGGGCAGAAUGUUUGCUUCAGUUGUGGUCAGGCAGGUCAUUAUUCCAGAGAGUGCCCCAAGAAGACGGGGCAAGUUGCAGCCAUUCAGGCGAUCCCUAUUCAGUCCGUGCCUACUCAGAGAGCCAUAGAGGAGCCUAUGGCGCCCACUAGUGCCAGGGUAUAUGCAGUGACACAGCAGGAGGCAGAGAGGUCUCCAAACCUUAUCAGAGGUACUAUUCUUAUCAGAGGAUAUGCUUUUGAUGCCAUGUUUGAUUCUGGAGCUACCCACUCCUUCAUAUCGGAAUUUGUUGCUAAUGGGGUACAUUUACCCAUUUGUGAGUUCACGCCUCCCAUGGUAGUGAAGACUGCCACCGGAGACAUUGUUUCUACUUCCUUGAAGUGCAAAGAAGUCAGAUUCAUAUAUGAGCAAGAAGAGUAUAUGGUGGAUUUGAUAGUGCUUGAGGGCAUGAAUCUACACAUUAUCUUAGGUAUGGAUUGGCUGGUCCGAUAUGGUGUGAUGCUAGAUUGUUGUAGCAGAAGGGUUUUCUUUGCUGCAAAAGGAGAAAAACCGGACAGUUUGUACUUGACGGCACAAAAAUUAAAUAAGGCUCUAAAUGAGGGAGAUGCAGGAUACAUUAUCCUGGGAGGACUCGUAGGAGACUCCAAAGAACCUACUGCUAAUAUUCCGGUUGUAUGCGAGUUUGAAGAUGUAUUUCCGGAAGAAAUUCCUCAUUUUCCACCUGAGAGGGAGAUUGAAUUCUCAAUUGACUUAGUACCUGGUGUGGGGCCUAUCUCAUUGGCUCCAUACCGGAUGUCACCAGUGGAGCUAGCUGAGCUGAAGAAGCAGUUAGAAGAAUUAUCCCGCAAGAACUUUAUCAGACCGAGUGUAUCUCCUUGGGGUGCACCAGUCAUCUUCGUGAAAAAGAAGGAUGGGACUAUGAGGUUGUGCACUGAUUAUCGACAGUUAAACAAGGUAACAGUAAAGAACAAGUAUCCUCUACCACGCAUUGAUGAUCUGUUGGAUCAGCUCAGGGGUGCUUCAGUGUUCUCAAAGAUUGAUCUUCGUUCCGGAUAUCACCAGAUUCGGGUAAAAGCAGAGGAUAUUCCGAAGACGGCUUUCCGAUCUAGAUAUGGGCACUAUGAGUAUCUAGUGAUCCCAUUUGGGCUUACUAAUGCCCCGGCCGUGUUCAUGAGUUAUAUGAACCGAAUUUUCAAACCACAUUUAGAUCAGUUUGUUGUGGUAUUCAUUGAUGAUAUUCUGAUCUACUCCAAAAGUAAGGAAGAACAUGCAGAGCAUUUGAAGAUAGUUCUACAGAUUUUAAGGGAGCAUCAGUUAUAUGCCAAACCAUCCAAGUGUGAGUUUUGGUUACAUGAGAUCCAGUUUCUUGGACACGUCAUAUCAUCUACAGGAGUGGCUGUUGAUCCGAGUAAAAUUGAAGCUGUGCUGGAUUGGGAGAGACCCAAGAGUGUUGAGAUCUGAAGUUUUCUGGGUUUAGCAGGAUACUACAGGCGGUUUAUUAAUGGAUUCUCCAGAAUUGCCUUGCCAUUGACUAGGUUGACCCGAAAAGGGGUGCCAUUUGCAUGGACCCUUGGGUGUGAUGUGAGUUUUCAAGAAUUGAAAGAUAAGUUGACUACCGCACCGGUUCUGAUUCUUCCUGAUCCGGAGAAGAGAUUUGAGAUCUAUUGUGAUGCAUCCAAGUAUGGAUUAGGGUGUGUGUUGAUGCAGGAGCGAAAGGUAGUGGCCUAUGCUUCUAGACAGUUGAGACCACAUGAAGAGAAUUACCCUACUCAUGAUCUUGAGUUAGCGGCCGUGGUUUUUGCAUUGAAAAUAUGGAGACACUUCUUGUAUGGUGCUACCUUCACAGUUUUUAGUGAUCACAAAAGCUUGAAGUAUCUAUUCGAUCAAAAGGAGCUUAAUAUGAGACAAAGGAGAUGGAUGGAAUUCCUGAAGGAUUAUGAGUUUGACCUUCAGUAUCACCCUGGAAAGGCGAAUGUAGUGGCUGAUGCCUUGAGGAGAAAGACCACGGGUGUGGCUAGCAUGAUGAUUGCAGAGUAUGAUUUGAUUGAGGAGUUCAGGGAUUUGCGAAUUUCUGUGACACCAUUUGAGACUUCAUAUUUCAUGACUACGGUCGAAGUCCGAAAUUCGUUAAUGGAAAAAGUUAAAGCGGCCCAAGUGCUUGAUGAAGGGAUCCAAAUGAUGAAAGAGCAAGAUUUUGUGUUCACCGAUGCUUCUCAUGUGAAAUACUACAAAGAUCGAUUAAUUGUCCCGAAGGGACCAAUGGUAGAAGAAGUGUUAACAGAGGGUCAUAUGGUCAAGACGACCUUCUCCACAGAGCAGCUAGCCAAACUAUAUGUUAAAGAGAUUGUAAAGCUUCAUGGCAUUCCCGAAAGCAUAGUUAGCGAUCGGGAUCCGAAAUAUAUAUCUGAUGAUUCACACAUUGUACAGUAUGAUGACAUAGUGGUUAAGAAGGACCUGAAGUUCGUUGUUGGACCUUCUAAG
Messenger RNA from Gastrolobium bilobum, 3681 nucleotides. RefSeq lists its product as uncharacterized. NCBI's taxonomy places the organism in Eukaryota, Viridiplantae, Streptophyta, Magnoliopsida, Fabales, Fabaceae. The record is from RefSeq and is a predicted model, not a curated record. Gene Ontology annotation, molecular function: zinc ion binding; nucleic acid binding.